AUGGCCGUUCCAGAACACCUUUGGGGAGCAAAGGAAGGACUGAGUGGUGGAAGAAAAGGGAGAGAUCUAGAAUACUGGAUGCUAGACAUCUCAGAACAGAGGAUUCUAAGUGCUCUAGAGAUCCAGGCUCAGGCCUUUAUAGUCAACUUGGACACAACACUUCAGCCAGCCAUUCAGUCCUCUCACCAGACCGUGAGCUUGGUUCUAGAAGACGCCAGUGCUGCAGCUGAUUCAGAGGCUCAGGGCACCCUCAAGCAGCAACUCCCGCAACCAGAUCUUGGGAGCGGGGAAGGUUCGCAAAACACGCCGCGAGUUCUUGAAGUGUGGAUUCGUUGUCAUCUCUGCCAGCAGCUGGGAAAAUCCCCCGCGAGCGAAAACGCGAGGCAACAACGCGCGGUGGAUGUGCAGCUCGGGGCUUCCCCAUAUGAAUUGGUGGGCUAUAGGCAGCCACUGUCCUCUUCCUCUGCCACUGCUACGCUUCCUUCCUAAACAGUCCACGAGAAGCUGGAACCCCCUCUGGAGCAGCUGCAGCAGGGCGUGGGAAAAAAUGCCAAGGGUAGCGGCGGCUGUGGCGAGAGCGGGAGCAACAGCAGCAGCAGUAGCAGCAGCAGCAGCAGCAAGACGGAGUUGAAGGAGGAGCAGCAGCAGCUGAGGAGGAAAAUCAACAGCCGGGAAAGGAAAAGGAUGCAAGAUCUCAACCUGGCCAUGGACGCUCUGAGAGAAGUCAUCAUGCCCUAUUCUGCCGCUCAUUGCCAGAGUUCCCCGGCAGGAAGCUCUCCAAAAAUCGCUACGCUGCUCUCCUCGCCAAGAAACUACAUCCUUCUCCUGGGCAGCUCCUGCAGGGAGUUGCGGCGGACUGGCGACAUGAGCGGGCCCGGGCCGCGGUUGCUGCUCGCUGGCUUGCCCCUGUUCGCUGCCCCCGGAUCCGUGCUGCUGGCCCCAGGGGGCGUGAACCACCCGGAGACUCUACACUCCAGCAAGUACCUGUCGCUGGAGGAGCCGCCGUGUGGUCAGUUCCCUCUCCCUGGCAGCCCUGGUCUCUGCACUUGUGCUAUCUGCAAAUUCCCGCAUUUAAUUCCUUCAGGCCUCGGGCUAGCUGCGGUACAGACACAGUUCUCCAAGUGAAGAGACCGGGCAGACCCCAUUGCACCCUUCCGCCCCUUUCCCUCCCUAGCCUGCCACCCCGUCACCACCGCCCCACUGAUAGCACUACCACCACCCUCGCCCCUUCUCCAAUCCCGGCUCCCCGGAGCCAACUGCAGCAAAAGAACGCGGGGGUCGGGAGAAGUGCGAGAAGACAGAAAGGAAGAGAUGGAGACUUUCUUUAAGGGGGGAGGGGGCGGGGAGACUCCCUCCAAGUACAUUUGCAGUUAUGGGGACGUGAUGAGUGAGAAACAGUAAAAGAUGUUUGUUUUUUGAAUUCCGGUGGAUCUUUUCCCGGUAGCUUUCCCACUUGCAAGAGGGUGGAUUAAAAUAAAAAGUGAGGCCUGAUCCUUCCUUUCAGUCCUUCUACUCUCCGGACCCCUCCUCGCUUCCACCCCGCCCGCCCUGCAGGUGUAGAUCUAGCUGACUUUUCCUUGUCCUUUUCUUUCCAUCACUAAAUGUCGGGAUUGUUCACGUCUCUUGUUUUGCUUCUAAGAAAGCAACCCUUUCCUCGCCUCCAGGUAAGCUGUUUCCGGACGCUUAUGUUAUUGGGGGGGGGGUCAAGGGGGGGGGGUUCUUUCCCCUCCAGGAAGAGAGAAUAGCAGUCUUUGUGUCUACUUUUCACUAGAUUUGGACGGACUCUUCGAGGGGAAUAUAUGUACGAGGAUCGGAUCGAGGAAUCCUUCGGGUUUCUGAAGAUCCCUUAGUAGAGACUUAUUAAUCACGGAAUGCUCCAUGUGAACUCACAGAGGGUUAGGCGGCGUUUGGGCUAAGGCUCGCUUCGCUCUCUGCAGAGCGUUGGGGGGUGGAGCACGCUCGAUUUCUGGGUUCAAAAAUCCAAAUCUUUUUGGACAUGCUGUUCUAAGACGACGUUUACCUUCGUUUGAGGCUAGCUUGUUAUUUUUCAGGGAACUUUGUAGGUUUUUAAGUGUAAUUUCUUUCGGGUUGAUUUUUAUUACCCCCGCCCCCGCUUCGCUAUUCAUCCUUUUAGAAACAGAAAGGAAGCUCUUUCCACUUUCGCCAGUUUUUUUCAGGUUAGCCUAAUCAGCAUUUGAGUUUGGUAUACAUUCAUAUAAUGCCCUCCUUUCAAGCAACAGUUUUCUUAGAUUACUGAAAAUAGGCACACUCCUCUCACACUCUUGACUUAACAAGGGGGGGGGGGGAAGCCUCGAUUAACUUUUAUUUCUUUAAAAAAAAAAGACUUGAAAUUGCCUUGAAGCAAGUAGUUAAAUUCAUCUUUUAAUCAUCAAAGCGAUCAGUGCAGUGUUUUUUUUUUUAGGUCCAUUCUGGGCAUUGGAUUCUAACAGAAGUUUUAAUAAAUACACAGCCUUGUUUCUUCCUAUUCACCCCAUAUUAGACGACAUAGAUUUCAGGUCUUGAUUUGUAAUGGGCAUUUAAGUAUAUUGUUUGUUUUUAAUACCAGGUUGUGACUUUGGAUUUUUAUUGUUGGGGAUUUUGUUUGUUAAAAAACCAUUUUAAAACUAACCAUCUUUCCCUCUUGUAUUGUCGAAUCAUCACAAUAAAUAAAUUUUAAAAACCCAA
Messenger RNA from Dromiciops gliroides (monito del monte), 2685 nucleotides. It is a transcript of the gene OLIG1, whose product is annotated as oligodendrocyte transcription factor 1. NCBI's taxonomy places the organism in Eukaryota, Metazoa, Chordata, Mammalia, Microbiotheria, Microbiotheriidae. Gene Ontology annotation, molecular function: protein dimerization activity. The record is from RefSeq and is a predicted model, not a curated record.